AUGAACUACAUAUUCUUGAAGCAGUGCGUAGAAAGUCGCCCAGUCAUUCCAAUCCCUAAGGAGUGGUUGAACUCCAUGGAUGGUAAAAUUCCUUCUCAACUAAAAGACAACCCAAAAAAGACCAAACUGCUGCUUGAGCUACUCACAGAGGUCAGCGACAACUUCCAUGAUGUUAUCACCAAAUACACAGUGGACACAUUCCUAAAGGAUCCAGAAUAUGAAGAACCUCCUCCACUAAGGAAGACGUCCCUUCCACUCGAUAUUUUUUCACAUUGUAGCUUUGUCAUCAGUCGGAAACUGAUUAAGGCAUAUUUGCAUAUUGUACAUCCUGUAAUGCAAACUAUAUUGGAAAUUGGCCACACAACCUUUUCAUCAAUGGCUUUGGUGGAUCUUACAGGAUAUAGGGCUUUAGGACCUGUCGAUAGCAAAGAACUGUACAAAGAACUGGCUGUGGAAUGUGCGACAGCAGAAGAACAAAUCAUGAAUAACUGGUUCCCUAAAGUCAUCAAUUUAUUAACAAGUCCAAAAACACUGGGCUCAGUAAAAGAAGAAGUACUUGAUGCCUUCUUUGACUGCGCAUGCACCCUCAUCUCCAAUCAGCUGAAAGCCCUGCUUCAGAGGAGCGUGGAGGCAUUUGUCUACCCCUUUCACCCAGACAACUACCACUUCUUACCCAUCUUUCAUAUGGCCCUGACAUUUAAUGAUGAAAAAAUGGGAACAUACCCUACUUUACAGGAACUUGAGGAAGAUAUUUUUGAAAUUCUUAAUAUCAUAACAAAUACACUACAGAAGGUGCAAACAGUUGAGUCAUGGCUCACGGAAUCCACUUCUGGAUAUGUGGAUGCUAAGGCCCCUGAUCACACGCUCGCUUGGGCUCAUUUCACUGUAUCGACAACGGUGCGCAAGAAUCUAGAAGAACCUGACAAAUACUUUCAAAAUUAUGUUGACAACUAUGAUUGGUUAGUCAAUGGAACUGCCCAGACUCGAGUGGAGACCUUUGUGGAAGAAAUCCACUCAUUUGCUGAAUAUAUUAAGCAAGUGGAGGAGUUUCGUGACUUGUCAAGAAAACUUGGCAACCUCCCAACAAAAGUUCACUUUCCAAUGGUCCAGUUAUAUUGUGAGGAUCUGAACAAGGGUCUGUCUAAAAAAGCAAAAAUGUGUGCUGAAUUUCUUAUCAACAACAUGAAAGCUAAACACACCGAGCAAAAUCUUCAGAUCAUCUUAGACUUUGAAACCAUCCGAGAAACUGCUUUGAAUGUACCAGAGACUACAGAUGAAAUGGCAACAAUGAUUGCAUAUGUUGAAAAAACUAAGAAAACGGGUAUUGCACUUCUUCAUGAAAGGAUAAAGAAAGCCUACAGUAGACUGAGUUACCUUCUAGAUGUUCACAUAUUUGAACCUGAAGACCUUGAGCUGAAUUCAACUGUCUUCAUGUGGCCAUUAAAAAUCUUAGAGGUGUUUGAACUCAGUGAUGAGGUUUUCCAGGAGGCAAAGAUGAAAGGAGAGAAGGAAAUGGUUGCUAAAAGAGAAAGAGUCACAGUUCAUCUGGCUAAAUUGCAACGAAGGGUUGAUGAGUUCCCUCACUGCUCUGAACUUGAUAUGAUGCAGCAGUAUAUGUCAGAUAUCAAAAUGGUGCAGACCCUUCUUCAGGAGGCCGAGGAGUCAAUUGAAGACAUCCACAAAGAUGAAACUUUUCAUGAAUGGGACCAAUCAUGUUACCCAGAAGUUGAAAUCAUCAGACAGAGUAUUGAGCCAUUCCAAAAGUUGUUUUCCUUUAUACUGAGAUGGCAACGCACAGAGAGCAGCUGGAUGGAUGGGUCUUUUCUGGAACUCGAUGGUGAAGGAAUGGAAGUGAAAGUGGAUGAAUUCUACAGGGAAAUCUUCAAAACGCUGAAGUAUUUUCAGCAGAAAAAGAGUAAGAGUGAACAGGCUACUAAGAAGAUAUCUAGUGGAACAACCAGACGACGACGUGGUGAAGAAGAAGCCAAAGCGGAGAGUCCUACAAUUGUUUUGUGCUCCACUGUAUUAGAACAAGUCAAAGAGUUCAAGGAACAUACUCCUUUAUUGACUGUCCUGUGUAAUCCUGGCAUCAGAGAUCGCCACUGGAAGCAAAUGUCAGAGAUUGUUGGGUAUGACCUCACUCCCGACACCGGUACAACACUUCGCAAAAUCCUCAAACAAAAUUUAGAUCCUUAUCUGGAUGAAUUUGAAUCAAUCAGUGCAGCUGCUAGUAAAGAGUUCUCCAUGGAGAAAGCCAUGAAAAACAUGGUUACUGUUUGGGAUGGUAUUUCUCUCAACCAUCAGCCAUACAGAGACACUGGUGUGUCAAUUCUGACUGCUUUGGAUGAUAUCCAGGCAAUGCUAGAUGAUCAGAUUGUGAAAACACAGACAAUGAGGAACUCACCAUUCAUAAAGCCCCUUGAAAACGAGAUUAGGGUUUGGGAGGAGCGUCUUCUUCGUAUCCAGGAAACCAUUGAUGAGUGGCUGAAGGUGCAGGCUCAGUGGUUGUACCUUGAGCCCAUAUUCUGUUCUGCUGACAUCAUGCAGCAGAUCCCAGAAGAAGGACGACUCUUCCAAAUUGUUGACAAAAACUGGAAGGAGGUCAUGAGGCACUGUGUCAAGGACUCAAAGAUUCUGGAGGCAACCUCAAUGCCAGGCCUACUAGAGAAACUGAUCGAGUCCAACGCCCACCUGGAUGUCAUCAUGAAGGGACUAAAUGACUAUCUGGAGAAGAAGCGUCUUUUUUUCCCAAGGUUCUUCUUUUUGUCAAAUGAUGAAAUGCUGGAAAUUCUUUCCGAGACCAAGGAUCCACUGCGUGUACAGCCCCAUCUAAGGAAGUGCUUUGAGGGUAUUGCCAAGCUAGACUUCCUACCAAAUCUUGAUAUCCAGGCCAUGUAUAGUAGUGAAGGAGAGCGUGUUGCUCUUAUUGGUCUCAUCUCUACAUCUGAGGCUCAAGGAGCGGUUGAGAAGUGGCUGGUCCAAGUGGAGGACUUGAUGAUUCGCAGUGUCAGAGAUGUAAUAGAUCGCUCCAGAACGGCCUAUGCUGAAACUCUACGUAACCAGUGGGUGAAGGAGUGGCCUGGGCAGGUCGUGAUAUGUACCUCCCAAAUGUUCUGGACGUUGGAGGUGCAUGAAGCCAUCAGGGGGGGGGCCGAGGGUGUGAAAAACUACUACCAGACACUCCAGAAUCAACUGGCUGAUAUCGUGGGACUAGUGCGAGGGAAGCUACCCAAGCAAACACGCAUUACUUUGGGAGCACUAGUGACAAUUGACGUUCAUGCUAGAGAUGUUGUUAUGGAACUCAUUGAGCAUGGUGUAGUAAAUGAAAAUGAUUUCCGAUGGCUGGCACAGCUUCGUUACUACUGGAGCAAUGACAAUGUUCGAGUUCGCAUUAUAAAUUGUGAUGUCAAGUAUGCCUAUGAGUAUCUGGGGAACUCUUUUCGUUUGGUCAUCACCCCACUCACUGACAGAUGCUAUAGAACUCUGAUUGGAGCAUUUUACCUCCACUUGGGGGGAGCUCCUGAGGGUCCAGCUGGGACUGGAAAGACAGAAACCACCAAAGAUCUUGCUAAAGCGUUAGCUGUGCAAUGUGUGGUCUUCAACUGUUCUGAUGGACUGGAUUAUCUUGCUAUGGGCAAAUUUUUCAAAGGUUUGGCUUCAUCUGGAGCUUGGGCUUGCUUUGACGAAUUCAACCGUAUUGAACUAGAGGUCUUGUCUGUUGUGGCCCAGCAAGUCCUCUGCAUCCAGAGGGCUAUUGAAAUGAAACUGGAGUAUUUUGACUUUGAAGGAACCAUGCUUAAACUUAACCCCAACUGUUUUGUGUCCAUUACAAUGAAUCCUGGUUACGCCGGGCGCUCUGAACUCCCUGACAACCUCAAGGUGUUGUUUCGAACAGUGACCAUGAUGGUCCCUAAUUAUGCACUGAUAGCAGAGAUCUCUCUCUAUUCAUAUGGAUUCCUAAAUGCCAAGCCUCUGUCAGUCAAGAUUGCAAUGACUUACAGGCUCUGCUCAGAGCAGCUCUCCUCCCAGUUCCAUUAUGAUUAUGGCAUGAGGGCUGUCAAAGCUGUGCUUGUGGCAGCAGGAAACCUCAAGCUCAAGUAUCCUGAUGAAAAUGAGGACAUACUGCUUCUGAGGUCUGUAAAAGAUGUGAAUGAGCCUAAAUUUCUUUCGCAUGAUAUUCCACUGUUCAACGGAAUAACCAGUGAUUUGUUCCCCGGCAUCACCCUUCCUGAGGCUGACUAUGAGUUAUUUUUAGAAGCUGCUCUUGAGUGCUGUGAAAAACACAAUGUGCAGGCAACACAGAUCUUCUUAGAUAAGAUGAUCCAGACAUAUGAGAUGAUGAUAGUCCGGCACGGGUUCAUGUUGGUUGGAGAGUCAUUUUCGGGGAAGACCAAAGUACUGCAUGUUCUCGCUGACACGCUGAUUCUGAUGAAUGAAAAAGGCUUUGGAGAGGAAGAAAAGGUUAUCUUCAGGACAUUGAACCCAAAGGCAAUCACCAUGGGACAGCUCUUUGGACAGUUUGAUCUUGUUUCUCAUGAGUGGACAGACGGUAUUGUGGCCAACACGUUUCGCGAGUACGCAUCGGCUGAGACGCCAGACCGUAAAUGGGUGGUGUUUGAUGGUCCAAUAGAUACAUUGUGGAUUGAAAGUAUGAACACUGUACUGGAUGACAACAAAAAGUUGUGUCUAAUGAGUGGAGAAAUUAUCCAAAUGUCUAAUCAAAUGAGUCUGAUUUUUGAAGCAAUGGAUCUGUCACAAGCCUCUCCUGCCACAGUCAGUCGAUGUGGAAUGAUCUACAUGGAACCUUCUCAGUUGGGCUGGGAACCUUUAGUUAUUUCCUGGAUGAACACGCUUCCUGAGAUUCUGAAGAGCCCUGAGCAUCACAAUCUGCUGCAAGAACUCUUUCAGUGGCUGCUGCCACCUUGCUUAAGGAUAGUGCGUAAACAAUGCAGAGAAGUUGUCCCUACAACCAACUGGAAUGCAUCUGUGUCCUUAUGCAGACUGUUUGAGAUGCUGCUAAUGGAACCACUAGAGGAAGAGACAAAUGAUAAAACUAUUCGAACCUGGAUCAUGGCAGCUUUUUCCUUUUCCUUGGUGUGGUCUGUAGGUGGUAGCUGUGAUUAUAAAAGUAGGGAGCUGUAUAGUGAAUUCAUUCGAGACAUAGUGGCCGGAAGGAUAGCAGACAGUCCAGUUCCUUUUAUUGUGAGCAAAUGGGAAUGUCCGGUAGAUGAGAAAGGGCUGGUUUAUGACUAUUUCUAUGAGUUUAAGGGAAAAGGCAAGUGGAUUCACUGGAAUGAUGCUAUAAAAAGUGUUAGCCUUGGGGACAAAACCACCAAAGUGCAGGACAUCAUUGUUCCAACAAUUGACUCUGUUCGCUACACUUUCCUAAUGGACAUUUGCAUCACCUAUGGGAUGCCUCUCCUGUUGGCUGGUCCUACUGGCACUGGAAAGUCAGUGUAUGUAAUGGAGAAGUUGAUGAACGGUCUGGACAAAGACCUCUUCUUACCCCUCUCAAUCAAUUUUUCCGCCCGCACGACUGCUAACCAAACUCAGAACAUCAUCAUGGCCAAAUUAGAUAAGAGACGAAAAGGUGUAUUUGGUCCCCCAAUGGGAAGGAAAUACCUCAUAUUCAUAGAUGAUGUGAAUAUGCCAGCAAUGGAACAGUUUGGAGCUCAGCCUCCUGUAGAGCUUCUUCGGCAGUUUAUGGAUCACAAAAAGUGGUAUGACCUAAAGGACACAUCUGGCAUCAAAUUAGUAGACAUCCAGAUCAUUACAGCCAUGGGUCCUCCUGGUGGGGGGAGGAAUGCUGUGACAUCUCGUUUUCUGCGCCACUUCAAUAUUUUUAGCAUAAAUUCUUUCAGUGACGAGACAAUGGUUCGCAUCUUCUCUAUCAUGGUGGCAUUCUAUCUCAAGAACAAUGAAUUUCCACCAGAAUAUUUUACAAUUGGCACCCAAACUGUCACAGCAACAAUGGAAGUCUACAAGCAAGCUAUGGAAAACUUGCUUCCGACACCAGCCAAAUCUCACUACACUUUUAAUCUGCGGGAUUUCUCACGUGUUAUCCAAGGCUGUCUGCUUGUGAAGAGCAAAUCUCUGGAGAACAAACGCACUAUGAUUCGCCUGUUUGUCCACGAGGUUUUCCGGGUCUUUUAUGACCGUUUGGUGGAUGACAAGGAUCGCGCAUGGUUCUACCAGCUAAUGACCAAAAUCCUCAAAGAUCACUUCAAUGAAGCAUUCAACCAAGUGUUUGAUCACCUAAAACAAGGCAGUAAAUUGGUCGAGCAAGACAUGCAGAUGCUACUGUUUGGAGACUACAUGAACCCUGACCUCGAGCCUGAUGACCGCUUGUACGCUGAGGUGCCUUCUGUAGAAAGCUUUGCUGAAGUGGUGGAGGCAUGUCUUGUUGAAUAUAACCAGAUGAACAAGAGUCGUAUGCAUCUUGUCAUCUUUCGUUAUGUUUUGGAGCACCUGUCCCGUAUAAGCCGUGUUUUGAAGCAACCAGGGGGAAAUGCCCUAUUAGUCGGAGUGGGAGGCAGUGGGCGGCAGUCCAUCACACGUUUGGCCACAUUUAUCGCCCAAAUGAGCCUUUUCCAGCCUGAGAUAUCAAAGAGCUAUGGAAUGGUUGAGUGGAGAGAAGAUCUUAAGAAGCUGCUCAAGAAUGCAGGAGUGAAGGGUCAAAGAAUUGUUUUUUUGCUCACUGAUGCUCAGAUCAAGGAUGAGGCAUUUCUUGAAGAUGUAAAUAGUGUCCUCAACACGGGAGAGGUGCCCAAUAUGUUUGCUAUGGAUGAGAAACAGGAUAUCAUUGAGACUGUACGUCCUAUUGCCCAAGCAAAGAAUAAGAGUGUUGAGUUGAGCUCUUUAACUCUUUUUAACUACUUUGUGGCGAGGUGCAAGCAGAACCUGCACAUUGUUGUGGCCUUCAGUCCUAUUGGCGACGCCUUCCGUAAUCGACUGCGCCAAUUUCCAUCUCUAAUUAACUGUUGUACCAUUAACUGGUUUCAGCCUUGGCCAGAGGAAGCCCUUGAGCGGGUUGCCAACUCUUUUCUUCAGCCCCUGGAGAUGAAAGACAAUGAGAGGAAGGAGGUCAUACCUAUCUGUAAAACAUUUCACACUUCUGCCAGUCAACUUUCAGUGAGAUUCCUCUCUGAACUAGGGCGCCAUAAUUAUGUUACACCUACAUCUUAUCUGGAGCUCAUGGCAGCUUUCAGUCAACUCCUCACAAUGAAAAGGGAUGCAGUAAUGAAGGCAAAGAGGAGAUACACAAACGGUCUGGAAAAACUGGCCUUUGCUGAAUCUCAGGUUGGUGAGAUGAAACUCGAGCUUGUUGAGUUGCAGCCCAAACUGGCACAGGCACAGAUAGAAAAUGAAAAAAUGAUGAAGGUGAUCGCAGUGGAGUCUGUGGAGGUAGAAGCUACAAGUAAACUUGUGGGUAUUGAAGAAGAGGCCACAGCCAUUCAAGCUGCUGAGGCACAAGCUCUGAAGGAUGAAUGUGAUAGUGAAUUGGCUGAGGCCAUCCCUGCCUUGGAAGAGGCGACCGCAGCUUUAAACACCUUAAAGCCUGCUGACAUCACUGUUGUGAAGUCCAUGAAAAACCCUCCUGCUGGAGUUAAGCUGGUGAUGUCUGCUGUGUGUGUAAUGAAAGGAUUGGCUCCAGAUAAGGUGGCAGAUCCGGCUGGAUCUGGCAAAAAGGUUUUGGACUACUGGGGCCCAAGCAAGAAGCUUCUUGGUGACAUGAACUUUUUAAAAGAGCUUAAAGAAUAUGACAAAGACAAUAUUCCGGAGGAAUCAAUGAAACAAAUCCGUUCUACCUACAUGACUAACCCUGAUUUCAGCCCUGCUAAAGUGGCAAAAGCUUCCUCAGCAGCAGAGGGCCUGUGCAAGUGGAUCAAAGCAAUGGAGUCAUAUGAUAGGGUGGUGAAGAUUGUGGCUCCCAAAAAAGCCAAACAAGCAGAGGCUCAGGCAACCCUGGCUGCUGCCAUGGCCACACUAUCAGAGAAGAGAGCCCAACUAAAAGAGGUUAUGGACCGUUUGGCUGACUUGCAAAGAAUAUCUGCGGAGAAGACAGAAGAGAAGGCCAAACUAGAGGCCCAGAGGGAUUUGUGUCAACAGAAGUUGGAGAGAGCUGAGAAACUUAUUGGUGGCCUUGGUGGAGAAAAAACUAGGUGGUCUAAGGCUGCUGAUGAUCUGCAAAACACAUAUGACAACCUAACUGGAGAUGUCCUCAUUUCUGCUGGUGUCAUGGCCUACCUGGGCGCUUUCACUGCCAGCUUCAGACAGGACUGCACCAGUCAUUGGAUCAAACUGUGUCAGUCAAAGAAUAUUCCAUCGUCAGAUGAUUUCUCUCUCAGUAAGACCCUGGGAGAUCCCAUCAAGAUUAGGGCAUGGAACAUCGCUGGGCUUCCAACUGACUCAUUCUCCAUUGACAAUGGUGUCAUUACCAGUAAUUCACGUCGAUGGCCCCUGAUGAUUGACCCUCAAGGUCAGGCCAACAAAUGGGUGAAGAAUUCAGAGAAAGACAACAAGUUGAACAUUAUCAAAUUAACAGAUGAUGAUUACAUGAGAACCUUGGAAAAUUGUAUACAGUUUGGGAGCCCCUUGCUGCUUGAAAAUGUAGCAGAAGAGCUGGACCCCUCCUUGGAACCUUUACUCCUCAAGCAAACCUUCAAACAAGGUGGUGUGGAAUGUAUAAAACUGGGGGAAAGUGUGGUUGAGUACUCCAAGGAGUUCCGCUUCUACAUCACCACCAAGUUGAGAAAUCCUCAUUAUUUACCAGAGCUGGCCACCAAAGUGUCUUUGCUCAAUUUCAUGAUCACGCCAGAGGGCUUGGAGGACCAGCUUUUGGGAAUUGUAGUUGCCAAGGAAAGGCCAGAGCUUGAAGAGGAAAGAAAUGCACUCAUCUUGCAGUCAGCUGCAAAUAACAGGCAACUAAAGGAAACUGAGGACAAGAUCCUUGAGACACUUUCCUCCUCAGAGGGAAAUAUUCUGGAAGAUGAGAGUGCCAUUCAGGUCUUGGACUCUGCGAAGAUAAUGUCCAAUGAGAUUACAAAGAAACAAAAGAUUGCAGAGGAGACUGAGAUUAUGAUAGCUGAGUCUAGGGAGUGUUACAGAUCUAUUGCCAAACACUCCUCUGUCCUGUUCUUCACGAUUGCUGACCUAACCAACAUUGACCCAAUGUAUCAGUACUCUCUGAGCUGGUUUGUCAACCUCUACAUAAACUCUAUUCAAGACAGUAAAAAGUCCAAAAUUCUGGAGAAGAGGGUCAUUUACCUGGUUGAUCACUUCACCUAUAAUUUGUUCUGCAACGUCUGUCGCUCCCUGUUUGAAAAGGAUAAACUUCUGUUCUCCUUCAUCCUUUGCUGCAAUCUGCUUCUUGCUCAGAAAGAGAUUGAGUACGGUGACUUGAUGUUCUUGAUGACGGGAGGUGUGGGCCUGCAGAAUACGCUUGCGAAUCCUGAUCCUAGCUGGCUUCAGGACAAGAGCUGGGAUGAGAUUUGCAGAGCCAAUGAGCUUCCUGGCUUGAAAGGACUAAAAGAUUCUUUCAUUCAGGGGCCAGAACUUUUCAAGCCUAUUUUUGACAGCAAAGAACCUAGUACAGUUCCUUUGCCCUCCCCUUGGGAUGAAAAUCUCAACGAAUUGCAGAAAAUGAUCAUUGUACGCUGUCUAAGGCCUGACAAGAUUGUGCCGGCUGUCAAUGGUUAUGUAAUAGCUAAACUCGGGAAAAAUUUUGUUCAGCCCCCUCCUUUUGACCUAAGCAAGAGCUACUUGGAUUCUAAUGCCACCAUCCCGCUAGUGUUUGUGCUUUCUCCUGGUGCUGACCCCAUGGCUAGUUUACUGAAGUUUGCGGGUGACAAGGACAUGGGUGGUAACAAUUUCCAGUCCAUUUCUCUAGGACAGGGCCAAGGCCCCAUUGCUUACAAAAUGAUAUGCACAGCAAUGCAAAAUGGGACCUGGGUGUGUUUGCAGAAUUGCCAUCUGGCUGUGUCUUGGAUGUCCACAUUAGAAAAGAUUUGUGAGGAAUUCAGUCCAGCAACAUGCCAUCAGGACUUCAGACUUUGGCUCACAAGCUACCCUUCGCCCAAGUUUCCAGUGACCCUUCUUCAGAAUGGAGUGAAAAUGACAAAUGAGCCCCCGACAGGACUUCGAUUAAACAUACUGCAGUCAUACAUGUCCGAUCCUGUUUGUGACCAAACCUUCUUUCAUAAUUGUACAAAUAAGGAAUCGGUCUGGGAAAAGCUCCUGUAUGGCCUUUGCUUCUUCCAUGCACUUGUUCAAGAGAGAAGAAAGUUUGGCCCACUAGGGUGGAAUAUUCCUUAUGGUUUCAAUGAAACAGACCUUCAUAUAAGUAUCAGACAGCUCCAGUUGUUUAUUAAUCAAUACGAAGAUGUGCCCUUCGAAGCCAUAACUUACCUGACCGGAGAAUGCAACUACGGGGGUCGCGUAACUGACAAUUGGGAUCGGCGCCUCCUCAACACUAUGUUGGCUGACUUCUACAAUAAAGAUGUUGUGGAUAAGCCUUCUUAUCCUUUUUCACCCAGCGGUGACUAUGUUGCCCCACCUAAAUUGUCCUAUGAUGAAUACCUUGAAUUCAUCAGAGAUCUUCCAUUCAGCCAGCACCCGGAAAUAUUUGGGAUGCAUGAAAAUGUGGACAUUUCAAAGGACCUGCAGCAGACCAAAGUGUUGUUUGAUUCCCUGCUUCUCACCCAAGGAGGAGGCUCUAAGGGAGGAGGUAGCUCUGGGAGUGACAAUGCACUGUAUGACAUAGCAAAUGACAUUCUCACUAAGCUUCCAAAUAAUUUUGACCUCGAAGUAUCGCUCAAUAAGUACCCAGUGCGCUACAAAGAGAGUAUGAACACUGUACUUGUCCAAGAAAUGGAGCGCUACAACCAUCUGAGCACUGCCAUCCGUGUAAGUCUUCAGAACCUGCUAAAGGCCCUCAAAGGCUUAGUAGUUAUGGAUGCCGAGCUGGAGGGAAUUGCAAAUAGUUUGGCAGUGGGCAAGGUUCCAGAACGAUGGGCCAAACGCUCAUACCCCAGCCUCAAGCCCCUUGGCAGUUACAUUAAUGAUUUUCUCUCAAGGCUUAGGUUUUUGCAGGUAUGGUUCAAUGUCGGUAAGCCCAGUGUGUUCUGGCUGUCGGGAUUCUUCUUCACCCAGGCCUUCUUAACAGGGGCUACACAGAACUAUGCCAGGAAAUACAAUAUUCCCAUUGACCUGCUGGGCUUUGACUUUGAGGUUUUACCGAUUGAUCAGUCAGACACACCUCCAGAAGAUGGUGUCUACACUUAUGGUUUGUUUCUUGAUGGAGCUCGAUGGGACAAGCAAAGUGGAGUUUUAGUGGAGCAGCAUCCCAAAGUCCUAUUUGACACAGUGCCCAUUAUCUGGAUAAAACCUACAAAAGACAUCCCAGAUGAAUCUGAUGGUCGCUAUGUUUCUCCUCUCUACAAAACCAGUGAGAGGAGGGGCACUCUCUCUACAACAGGACACUCCACCAAUUUUGUCAUCCCAAUGUUAUUGCCCACCAACAAGCGCCCUCAACACUGGAUCAAGCGUGGUGUGGCGUUACUGUGUCAGCUAGAUGACUGA
This is a messenger RNA of Nerophis lumbriciformis (worm pipefish), 11580 nucleotides long. The record is from RefSeq and is a predicted model, not a curated record. NCBI's taxonomy places the organism in Eukaryota, Metazoa, Chordata, Actinopteri, Syngnathiformes, Syngnathidae.